Molecule: messenger RNA, 3080 nt
Organism: Melanotaenia boesemani (Boeseman's rainbowfish)
Lineage: Eukaryota; Metazoa; Chordata; Actinopteri; Atheriniformes; Melanotaeniidae
Gene: tp53i11b
Product: tumor protein p53 inducible protein 11b
Exons: 7
Coding region: 135-704 (189 amino acids)
Source: RefSeq, a predicted model, not a curated record
UGCUCCGGGGUCUGUGAAAGCACGGAGCGCAACGAAGAGCUUCCACACUAACCGUUGUGUCCACUCCCUGAAAACACCAACGUUCCACGCAGAAGAAAACUCUGGAUACCGCUCUGCUUCCCGCUGUGUGCACCAUGGCGUCUAAACCUCACCCUCCUCUAAUGAAGAAGCACAGUCAGACAGACUUGAUAAGCCGUCUGAAGAGCCGGAAGAUCCUUGGAGUUGGUGGCGAGGAUGAUGAUGGGGAAGUGCACCGCUCAAAGAUCAGUCAGAUGCUUGGAAAUGAAAUUAAGUUUGCAGUACGAGAACCUAACGGGCUGAGGGUGUGGAUACUCAUCUCCGCAGUGGGAUUCACAGUAAUGGCUCUGAUGGCUCUGGUGUUCCCCAACCAGCUAUAUGAAGUUGUUUUUGAGGAGGAGCUCUCCACAACUAGCAUCUCUGUUCGCCUUUAUGGAGGAGCGUUGCUUAGCCUGGCCCUCAUUAUGUGGAACGGUCUCUACACAGCAGAAAAGGUCAUCAUCCAGUGGACUCUGCUCAGUGAAGCCUGCUACUUUGCUGUCCAGUUUCUAGUGACGUCCAUCACCUUAAUGGAGAUCGGCAUCCUGCCCUACACUGCCAUGCUCCUGCUCCUCAGUCGAGUGCUCUUCCUGGCGGUCACCAUGGCUUACUACUACCACCUGGGUCGUAAGCCAAAGAAAAUCUGAGCUGACCAUGUGAUACUUCAGGAAAGAGAGCACAGAUCACAAACACGGGGUCAGAAGGUUUGGAUUAUAAUUUGACUGGGGCUUGGAGCAUUACUUUGCCUGGAAAUGCCCCCUGCCCCUUCCAUGGGACAUAGCCUAACCCCCCCAUUAUUUAACAGAUGAGCGCAGUGCCAUAUUGGAAACUUUACAGUAAGAACGGAAAACCUCACAGUGACGGUGAACUACUCUUUAACUGGGCUGCGAGGUCAAGCCCCCUCUUGACACACAUUCCUCUUUUGUGCAGUUUCUGUUGAUGUUACUAAAAAGCAGGAGCUAACCCGAUGUAGUGCAUUGCAUUUGUAUAACCUUGAUGUCUGAAUUAAUGUGUACAGGAUGCUUUCAAACACCUGGCUAUAUUAUUCAUGUACAGCUACAUGAUCUCCAGAUGCCGUAUUUAGUGUGUGUGUGUUUUUUUUUUUAUAAUAAGUUGCAUCUUGACUCUGUUUUCUAAUUUAUGGUCCUGAACCAUGAGUUUAUCACUUAUUUCUGGUUUGAUCAUGCAGUAUGUCUACUACAUUGACGUGUGAAAGCCUGAAUUUCUGACAGCUUUCCACUAAUGGAAAACGCAUUAGCUGUGCAUAGAGUAGUGUGCGAUUCAGAUAAGAUAAAUGCUGGAUGACUGACAGCGAACCUUUUUCUGCACUGCUUAUAGGUUGUUUUGGCCAGCAUAAGAAAAAAAUUUUUUUUUACAAAACUUUUUUCAUGUUUGGUUUUUUUUCAUAUUUAAAUGGCCUAAAUGUUAUGCUGAACUUGCAGUUACUAUUUUAGUCCACAUGAUUGCAGUCAAGAGUCUCUAUCAUAGUAAACAGAAUACUUUCAGAACUGAAAACAACAUAAGUAAUGUAGAGAAAUGCACAUAUGUAAUGACUUCUAUUAGAGAGACUGUUAGUUCAAACUCCUGCUGCAUGUGAAGUUUUACACAGAUUUCAGCCUGAGUGAAAGACUGACUUUUACUUAAAAGCUAGUGUGACAAGUCGAGCAUGUCAGCGUACAGGAUAAAUGAAGCUAAGCUGGCUUCUCUUUAGUGAUGUAGCACAAACCUUUAUUUUUUUUAUUUUUCUUUCUUUUUUUUAUGUGCGCCAUGUCAUUAGUCUUGCCUUAAAACUACUUAAAACAGUCAUCCACACUGCAUCUUACUACUUAUACAUGUGUAAAUAAAAGUACCUACUAGAAUUUUGGUGUUCUUGUGGACCAAACAGGGAAAUUGUUCAGUGUUAGUUAAAUGAUUAUCAAAGGUUAAUCCUUUUUUGGUGUCUUAUUUUGUACUUGUUUAAAUUAUAUUGUGAGUUGAUGUAAUGCAUGCAAUAUAAUUCAUAAAAGGAAAUGGCACAAACUGUGUAGCAAUGUGCAACCAACCACAAAGUAGAAGGAUGUUAAUGAUGACUUGUUGCUGUAACCAAAAUGAUCAACAAAAUUUCAAAUAAAGCUAAAGAGCUCGUAUUCUGAGAAUUUCAGUAAGUGAGCCUAAAAACAGAUAAAAACUUUUUACACUUUUUUUUUUAAAUCAGUUUAAGUAUAUUUUCUACCUCUGAAUACACAGUCCUAAUUUGUCAAAUGUAAUCUCUUCAACUCACACUGGUUAGCUACAGCCUGUCGACAGUACGUACAGAGGAAUUAAUGUGCAAAUGUAACUUGAAGUAUCAUUUUGAGUAAAAUGGGAAAUGUACUCCAGGUUUCCAGUGGUGGUCCAUAUUCUUGAAGGGGCCACACUGAGUCCUGCUCUUGAAGUGAGAGGUCUUGAAGGCAGAGUGAUUGUGGUUGCAAAUCCAACCCUGUAGGCAGAUGUGCUCGUUACUUGGGCAAACUUAAAGUUCAGAUAGGGAAUGUGAUACAUAGGCGAGGUCUCUUGUACCCCUAAAGAGCAGUAAUUAUCUUUUUAGAGUGUUUAAUUAGAUGGAGGUCUCCCAAGUAACACUGUGUAUGCCAACCUAUAGUACUGCUCUGUCCUGACUAGCAUAAUUAUGGAGUUCAAGGAACAUGUCAUUCCAUUUCCGUCAGUACUACAGGCCUACAAUGAUCAGCCUCUCAAAAUGUUUGUAAGGCAGGUUAUUUUUGGAGAGAUUGGCAAUUUUGCAGAGGAAGGGAGACAGAAAGACUCUUUCAUCCUGCUGGAUGGGUCAUAAAUUAGACAGCAUUUUACACUGGUAACUAGUUUUUUUUAUUCAGUCCCCUCAUUCAACAUAUGUUCUACUGUUAUUAACAGCAUACCUUGUCACACUGUUUCAAGUUGUAGCAAUGUGUUUUUCUGUAUAUAUGUGGUAUAUUGUAUCUAAGAAACUGUCAUGGAUUUCCAUUAAUUAGUAUGAAAUAAAGAAAACAAAUUGUUUAUUCACUGAA